Boleophthalmus pectinirostris (great blue-spotted mudskipper) is the source of this 3974-nucleotide messenger RNA. It is a transcript of the gene slc44a2, whose product is annotated as solute carrier family 44 member 2. Gene Ontology annotation, molecular function: choline transmembrane transporter activity. Bases 140 to 2632 code for a protein of 830 amino acids. The transcript has 22 exons. Gene Ontology annotation, cellular component: membrane. NCBI's taxonomy places the organism in Eukaryota, Metazoa, Chordata, Actinopteri, Gobiiformes, Gobiidae. Gene Ontology annotation, biological process: choline transport; transmembrane transport. The record is from RefSeq and is a predicted model, not a curated record.
CCCCGACGCCAACGACCACAAGAGGGACCAGAGAGACGCAGAAUAGUACAUUUCUCUAAGAAGGAAGUGAGAUUAAGAGCAAUAUUACAGGAAGGAAAUGUAAAUACACAGCAGAGGGCAGAGAGCUUACUGAAACAACAUGACAAAUUAUAAAAAAGGAGAGUCCAGGAAGUUUGAUCCAAGUUUCAAAGGACCCAUCCAAAACAGGGGCUGCACUGACAUCCUCUGCUGCAUCCUCUUCAUCCUCGCUUUGUUUGGCUAUUUUGCUGUGGGUAUUCUGGCAUGGUCCCAAGGUGAUCCCAGGAAGGUCAUCUACCCCACUGACAGCAGAGGGCAGUUCUGUGGACAGGCCGGGACGCCCCUUGAGAAGAAGCCAUUUUUGUUCUAUUUUAACAUCCUAAAAUGUGCCAGCCCCUUGGUUCUGCUGGAGUUUCAGUGCCCCACCACACAGCUGUGUGUGGAGAAAUGUCCUGAUAAACAUUUAACACUGAUAAAAGCUAAAAUGAUGGGCGAGCAUGAAUACUACAAACAGUUCUGUAAGGAAGGAGUGGAUUUCAGUAAGAGUUCUCCUGAGAUCCUGAGGGAUAAUUUAUGUCCUGCCAUGCUGAUGCCAAGUAAACCAUUCACACGGAGGUGCCUUCCUGCUUUGGGAACAAUGAAAGGUGGGGUCGUGGUCGUGGGCAAUGAGACCAGUUUUGACACAGGAGACGGAAAAAGCAUAAAUGCCACUGAAGUGCUGGAGGCAUCAAAGAAGUCAAAUGUGGGUGUUGAAGCUCGUCAAGUAGCAAUGAGGAUCUUUGAAGACUACACACAAUCAUGGCACUGGAUACUGCUUGGACUGGUGAUCGCUAUGGUCGUCAGUUUAAUCUUUAUUGUGCUGCUGCGAUUCUUGGCUGGAAUUAUGGUGUGGGUGAUGAUUAUCUUGGUCAUUCUCGUCAUUGGUUAUGGGAUUUUCCACUGCUACAUGGAGUAUGCCAGCCUGAAGGGUGAGCCAGGAGCAGAUGUCACUAUUCGAGAUCUGGGCCUGCAAACUGACUUCUCUGUUUAUCUACAAAUCAGGCAAACGUGGUUAGCUUUCUUGAUAAUCCUGUGUAUUGUUGAAUUCAUCAUCAUUUUGCUGCUCAUAUUCUUGAGAAAAAGACUGCUUAUUGCAAUUGCCCUCAUCAAAGAAGCCAGCAGAGCCGUAGGCCAUGUCAUGUCCGCUCUGUUCUACCCACUGCUCACCUUUGCCCUUUUGGUUGUGGUAAUCGCUUACUGGGCCAUUACUGCUGUAUUCUUGUCAACCUCUAAUGAGCAAGUGUACAAAGUAUUCAAUAACUCUGACUGUGAAUAUGCACGAGAAACUUGUGACCCCAAGACUUUCAACACUUCCAACAUCUCACAACAGUGUCCGGAUGCUGAGUGCCUGUUUGCAUUUUAUGGCGGAGAGACCCUGUAUCACAAAUAUCUCAUCCUAUUCCAGUUCUACAAUGUUUUCCUCUUCUUCUGGUGUGCCAAUUUUGUGACUGCCCUGGGACAGGUCACUCUGUCGGGGGCUUUUGCCUCGUAUUACUGGGCUUUUAAGAAGCCGGAGGACAUCCCUGCAUACCCCAUUUUCUCCUCACUGGGACGAGCGCUAAGAUACCACACAGGCUCCCUGGCUUUUGGCUCUCUCAUAUUGUCUAUAGUCCAGGUCAUCAGGGUCAUUCUGGAGUAUCUGGAUCACAAACUGAAAGGGGCUCAAAACAAGUGUACCAAAUUUAUGCUGAGCUGUAUGAAGUGUUGCUUCUGGUGUCUCGAGAAAUGCAUCAAGUUCUUAAACAGGAACGCUUACAUCAUGAUUGCCAUUUAUGGGAAAAGCUUUUGUACUUCUGCUAAAGACGCAUUCUUCCUCCUCAUGAGAAACAUUGUCAGAGUGGCUGUUUUGGACAAAGUCACUGAUUUUCUGCUAUUUCUUGGAAAGCUUCUUAUUGUUGGUAUUGUUGGAAUCUUCUCUUUCUUCUUCUUUUCGGGGAGAAUUAAAGCAGUUGAAGACGCUGCUCCAUCUCUCAACUACUACUGGGUGCCAAUACUGACGGUUGUUGUGGGGUCCUACCUCAUUGCCCAUGGAUUCUUCAGUGUGUACGCCAUGUGUGUGGACACGCUCUUCCUCUGUUUCUGCGAAGAUUUAGAAAGAAAUGACGGCUCCUCAGACAGGCCCUACUUCAUGUCGGUAGAGUUACAUGAGAUUUUGUCCAAAACUAUAAGGGCGGAGGAGGAGCAUGAUGGCAUUGAGCAGCUAGAAACUGCCAAAAAUCUGGAGGAGGUCAAAUGCGAAGAAGAAACCCCUCUACAGCAGCAACAAGACGGAGAGAUCCAGCUUCAACAACAAACAGUGCUCAAACAGGAGAAUGAGGAAGAGCAACCCCUACAUGCCAAUGCUGAAAAUACAGAUGAGGAGAGCAAGGUGGUGCAAAAUGAUAUUCAAACCAAUGAGAUCGAACAAAAGCCAGAUACUAAGGAACCGGAGGACAAACAAGAGGCUAAAAUUGAGGAAAAGACUGAGGAAGCCCCUGCCCCAAAAGAGGAGGUUAAUACAGAGGAGGUAAAGGACAAGAAAGAUGAAGAUACCAAGCAAGAAAUUGAUGCAACUGCCACUUCCCCACAAGAAUAGAUUGGAAACACACAAAAAUUUAAUUAAAACCUUUUGUGGUAUGGACCUGUUCAAUGUACGGCAAAUAAGUUUAAAAUUCAGAAUGCCUUUUUGCUUCGUGAGUGUUGUACUGUCCCAGCUGAAGAAGUGGAUGAACCGUGAUGAGUGAAGCAGGUUUUAUUAAAGCCCAGUGCAUCUCUGUAGCUUGAAAAUUGCUUUUGUGGGUCAAGGUUGGUCAAUGUCAGUUUUUAUAUUGUGAAGAUCUGUAAAAAAAUUGUGAGUGCUUGAACCUGUGCCUGAUGUCAAAUUCUGUUGUCUUAACUAAUGCAAUUCAGGACUACAAUGUUUACAGUCAAUCAAUACGUCCUAAUGGUGAAUCUCUAUUUCACUGUUUACAAUAAUACCAGCUGACGCCAAAAUGUAACAGACAUAUUUGAUAAACUGGACUUGCUUUUUCACUUGAGACUUCUGUAGAUUAUGUAGUCUAUGUAAUUUUUGGCUUCAGUCUUGUCAGAAUCAAUCAAUAAUGGGGUCCCAAGUAUUGUAUUUCUACCUUCUUGCCUCUCAGAAUGGUGUAAGAGUGCUGUGAUUGUAAAACUAACUUUUGUGACCUCUCUUUGCUGAUACAAAUUAGGGCUGCAUAAUAUGAGAACAUUGGCAAUAUGCCAUGAUUAUGUAAAGUAUUGUAAUUAGAAAUAAAUAAAUGACCUUGUAUGGUUUAUUUAUUUAAAUCAAAUUAGUUGUCAUUGCACUUGUCAAAACUUGUUUUAAAAAAAAACUAACAACAACAGCAGAUUAACAAGUGUAAAUGAAGGUCAAAAUAUCAAAAUGACCUGGACUUUUUAAACACAUGUAUUUUGUCACAUACUCAAGGAUGUGGGCUUGUAACAAUAUUGCAGUGUUUUCUUAAUAUCAAUGAAUAUGAAUUGUAACUGAAUUUUUAAAAGCCAAAUUGAUGCAUUAUGCAGCCAUGAGAUACCCACAUGUUUACUGACCUCUGCCUGCCUUGCUCUGUCUCUCCUCCCUCUCUUCUCCUUUCUCUCUCUAUCUCUCUUUCUUUAUACUGUCUAAGUGCUGCAUGAUGUUGACUCAGCCUUUGAAUGCUUGCUACUAACAUUUUGUCUUUUAUUGCUUUUGUAAUUCUUGUUUGCCAUCCUAUGAAAUGUGUACAAUGAUUUUCCAACUUUACAUUCCAUAUUUACUGGACAAUGUAUAUCUUUAUUAAAAGUGAUUGUAUUUGAAACAAAGUGUAAAUGUUAACUGAGGUAUUUCUGGCCUUGAGCAGGUAAGUUAACAUCACAUAGAUAUAUACAACUAUGGAUAAUGUUAGGGUUAAUAUCCAUAAUAUCAAAAUGCAUAGUUU